AUGGGUAACGAAUAAAUUAAACCAAGCAUUGCUCAUUCAACUGAAUGGACAUUUAUCAGAGAAAUCAAAUAAAAUCCUUUAUUUGGACAUAUUAAGGUAUACAAAGGACCUUCCGAUUAAUUAUAAUUAUUAAAAACUGUUAUUGUUGAAGAAUCAUAAUAUAAAGAUCAAAUGGAUUCCCUCAAAAAAAUCAUUGUUAAGGAUGUCUUAUCAUAAAAUUAACCAAAUUGUUCUUCUUUAGUUUGUGUCAAUCGUUAAGAAACAUAAAAAAACAAGAAGAGUUCGGUUCUAAUUAUGUGAAAAUUUAUUUAACAGCCGAUUAUUCAGAUUAAUCAAUUCAAUAAAUUAAAGAUGUUAAAUUAUUUAUGUUAGAUAUAAUAUAAGCUUUAUAAGUAAUUGGAUUAGAAAGGUGUAAAUAAUUGUCAAUUUUGUUCUUCAAAAAUACCUUAAUUUGAAGAUAGAGUUAAAGUUGUUAAUACAUAAUUAUUUACAGAAAUUUCAGAUUAUGAAUAACUUUAUUUUAAUGAAGUUUCUAAAGAGGAUUGGAUGAUUGCACCUGAAGUAAUGCAUUCUUUAAAAAUUAAUUGUCCACCUACAUUUAAGAGUGAAUAGGCUGUUAUUUUUAAUUUUGGAAUCAUAAUAACUGGAGUACAUCCAAAAGAUGCAUAAAUCUAUGAUUAUAAAAAUUUAACACUUAAUGAUAAUUUAUCAUCUUACAUUCAUUCAAUUGAUUAAUUACAAAUACCAAGUAAAUAUAUUAAUAUAUUAUUUUAGAUCAUAUUAAACAAUUAAUCUAAGAUUAUAUUAACGUUAAAGCCACUCUAAGACCUACUUUUAAAUUAAUAAUUAAUUUAUUAUGA
Paramecium sonneborni is the source of this 860-nucleotide messenger RNA. Lineage: Eukaryota; Ciliophora; Oligohymenophorea; Peniculida; Parameciidae. The record is from the annotation of a GenBank genome assembly.